This is a messenger RNA of Eremomyces bilateralis CBS 781.70, 1410 nucleotides long. RefSeq names its product YhhN-domain-containing protein. Gene Ontology annotation, cellular component: membrane. The transcript has a single exon. Lineage: Eukaryota; Fungi; Ascomycota; Dothideomycetes; Eremomycetales; Eremomycetaceae. Bases 466 to 1146 code for a protein of 226 amino acids. The record is from RefSeq and is a predicted model, not a curated record.
CCGUGUUAGUCUUUCUUCCUCUAGCCAAUAUCUGCCACGAUCCCACGAUGAGGUGGCUCCCGUAGAGAUCAGAUCAGGAGUUCUGACCACGUGAUGAGAGGUCAUGUGGUGGUGGGUCAUGUUGAGUGUUUUCAUUUCACCCACCAUGGAUAUCUAUCUCAUUCCUUCUACCAUUCCCUCCUAUUCCCCAUGUUAGAAGCAGAUAGUUAUGGAAGUUAGAAGAACGAAGAUAGAAAAUGGAGGCACAAGGCCACAAGGCACCAACGCAUGUAAUUAGUCAGCCUAUGUAGUUCCCCACAUGGGCCUCGCAAAGAGGCCUGACGGGCGUAUUGUAUGAAUCUCUCUCUCUCGCUCUACCUCCCUCCCCCUCUUUCCUUUCUUUCUUCUUUAGCUUAAUUCUAGCGAAUCAACCUGUUCAAAUUCCUUACUGAGUGAUCCAAGGUGUCAUCGUUACAAUAUCCAAGUAUGGCUCGAAAGACUCCUGUACCGCACUCGGCUAUCCAGCCAAGUCCCGAUUAUAAGGACUUCGGCACCACCCUCCAGCUCCUCCGGCCAUUCCUCGCGGUGUCCGCCAUCGACCUGAUCGGCAUCGCCGUCAACUCAAUCGCCCUGCAAUGGCUGUCCAAACCCCUUCUCGCCCCGGUGCUGCUCAUUCUGGUGUACGUGCUACGGGAAAACCGGGCCAUCGACCGCGUCGCCAUCGGUCUCGUCCUCGCGUGCGGUGGCGAUAUCGCGCUACUUGUCGGCGGCGAAACGGCCUUCCUCGUCGGAAUGGGCUGCUUCCUCGUCACCCAGAUUGCCUUCACCACCGCGUUCUUGCGCCAUCGUAGCCCUCCCGUCACCGCGUUCCUGAUCUACGUUCCCUGCUGGGCGGUAGCGAAUUUCCUGCUGUGGACGCCUUUGGGUCCGCUGGCGGUGCCGGUGCUCGUGUACAGCCUCGCUCUUGCGCUGAUGGCCAUCACUGCGACUGGUGUCUCCUCGCGGGUGGCACUGGGCGGGGGGCUGUUCCUGAUCUCGGACAUGUUAAUUGGGAUUCACGUGGCGGGCGUCGCGGUACCCUGCCAUGGCUUGGCUGUCAUGACAACCUACAUCGCGGCCCUGCUGCUCAUUACCACCGGCUGGGUGGAUGCUACCCCCGGCCGAUAGCCCCUCCUGGCUGGUCGGUGUGCAGCGAGUAUCAAGGCUUAUGUGAAGAACACUGAGACGAAGUAGUCUCCCUUUGACUACUCUCGUAACGUGUUGUGUUGAUAUGAUUCCCAAUUAGGAAAGAAGAGUGAAUACAGGAGACCAACAUGUAAAUAAUCCACCAGCACUCUAAGACUUCUCUUCUUUUCCUCUUUUCUGUAGCUUGAGUUUGACGAGUUUACGGAAAUCGAAUCAACUUCUUUCCCGAUCGUGUCACAUGCUUUU